UGCCCCCGCUGGGACAGGACAGGAGAAUGAAGGGCCUCCGCUGGCGUUACAUGCGGCUGCCCAGCCAGGUGGAGGCUGCUCUGUCUGGGGAGGAGGGUGAGGAAGAGGAGGAGGAAGAGGAGGAAGAGGAGGAAGCAGCCCCAGCCCCAGCUUCUGCUGCUGAAGACCCCCCGGAGCCCCAGCUGACAGCAGCCAGCCAGGUUCUGGGCGCCUCAGAGAUCAGGCAGCUCAGCUUCCACCUCCCCCCGAGAGUCAGUGGACAUCCCUGGAGUCUAGUCUUCUGCACGUCGAGGGACGGCUUCAGCCUGCGGAGCCUGUACCGGCGGAUGGAGGGCCACAGCGGGCCGGCACUGCUGGUGCUGCAGGACCAGGACGGGCAGACCUUUGGAGCCUUCUCCUCCUCAGCUAUCCGACUCAGCAAAGGCUUCUAUGGUACCGGCGAGACAUUCCUCUUCUCCUUCUCCCCACAGCUGAAGGUCUUUAAGUGGACAGGAAGCAACUCUUUCUUUGUGAAAGGAGACCUGGAUUCACUGAUGAUGGGCAGCGGCAGUGGCCAGUUUGGGCUGUGGUUGGACGGAGACUUGUAUCACGGAGGAAGCUACCCUUGUGCAACCUUCAACAAUGAGGUGCUGGCCCGGCAGGAGCAGUUCUGCAUCAAGGAGCUGGAGGCCUGGGUCCUGAGCUGAUGCCCUGUGGCAGGCAGCUUCCUGUGGCAACAGGUACUCAGCGCUGCUCGCAGACGCCGUCCAGGCCUUCCUCACACAGGGCUGCCAUGCUGCUGGAAACACGGAUGGUAAAGCGCCCUAGUGUUGGCUGUGGCCACUGGCCAUCCUCCUUGUGGCCUGGGGACCCAAGACAGGGAUGGGGCAGGCACUGCUUUCUUGCAGACGUGACUCUGAAGGAGUGAAAGAUGCUUACACCUUACCCAAGCAGCACAGUCUCUCAUGAAAAUUAUCUUUGUAGAAGUUCUACAACUUACAUAUGUUUA
Molecule: messenger RNA, 988 nt
Organism: Propithecus coquereli (Coquerel's sifaka)
Lineage: Eukaryota; Metazoa; Chordata; Mammalia; Primates; Indriidae
Gene: TLDC2
Product: TBC/LysM-associated domain containing 2
Exons: 6
Coding region: 27-686 (219 amino acids)
Biological process (GO): response to oxidative stress
Cellular component (GO): nucleus
Source: RefSeq, a predicted model, not a curated record